AUUCACCAAACGUUUUCUUACACAUACAAACAUGCACAUUCAUUCAAUGUUACAAUGAUUCGUGAACAUUGAACAAGUCCAAUUUGUUACUGGAAUACAUUAGCGAUUUGAAAGAAAAUCUAACGGAAUUCAUUAUCAUCAUAAUGAUUAAAAGUUGCUAAAUUCAUGGAACUAACAGAAAGUGAACGGACUCUACUUUUUGGAACAUAAACUAAACGAUCGUACUGUUGAAGACUGAAAUCAGUUACACCUUAAAUGUUAAGAAAAGCCAUUGACUCAAUGUUAAUUUUAUUACGUUUUGAAGAAAGAAAAGACUACUGUGACCCAGCAUCUCACAAUUGCCGAUGGAAUUCUACAACUAUAAAUAAUUUCAGUUCUACUACUAACUAUUAUGAUAACUUAAGUAAUAUAGAUAGUAGUAUUAGUCAUUGUAGUACAACACAUUUAAACAAUAUAACAUCAAUGACCACACCAUUAUUGAAUGAUUCAACGAAUACACUAUGGCGAAAUAGUGAACAUAAAGAUAUUGAUGAUAACAACAACAAAGAUAAAAAAACAAAUCGCUCGAAAUCGAUACCAAAUCGUAGUUCAAUUAUAAAUGUUUCACCUAUCAAUCAUAAUAAGAUAUUGAAAACUGAAAGUAAUAAUAGGAAUAGUCGAAGAAGAAGACGAAAAAUAAAUCAAUUUAAUCAUAUACGUCUGCAUAGCUAUGAUGAAAAUAUGAAAAAAUAUCCUAAUGAACUAAAUUAUUAUGAAGAAAUUGAAUUGGGAACAGAUGUAACAUAUUUGCCAUUAAGUGAUUUUACUAAUUCAAUUCAUCAGGUGAACAAUGUGAAUAAAACUAUACGACCAACAACAAACCCUACUACUACUACUACUACUACAAAUAAUAAUAACAAUAUUAGUAGUAAUAAUAAUAUUACUGUAGAAACCACUAGACAACUUUUUAAUAAUGGAGAUGAUCGUAAAGAAUAUAUCAAAUCUCUACCUUUACCUAUGCAACUACCUCCGCCUCCAUCAUUAGCACAAGCAAAAAUGAUACAUCAACAUUUCAAACCAACACUUACCAUCCAAUCAUCAACAGUUUCAUCAAAGCAAACAAAAAAUAAUGUAAAUCAAUUGACAAAUAACUUGUCAAAUAUGAUACCAACAAUUGUUGACAAUUAUGAAAAGAUUAGAUCAGAUAAUUUUCAACUUUUAAUUGAUUUAAACAAUGAGAUGGUAUAUGAUGAGUUAAAUUGUCAACAAUGGCAAGAAUUUUCUCCAAGUCAGAAUUAUCAUCAAGGACAACAAGAAGCACAUAUUAAACUUGAGAGUAAUGAAGAUAAUAAUCUGAUAUUGUUCCCUAAACGGAGGAUCACUUAUCCAGAUAAUACUAAUCCUAACAAUAUACAGCUUCAGUGUAAACUUAAUUGCUUAAAAUUUGAACAACCUGAAAAAUCAACAUACCAAACGCCAACUACAGGUAUGCCAAAAGACGGCAAUAAAGUGAAAAAUGAAAAUCAACGAACCAGUAGUACUAAAAUCGUUAACAGUAAUAUAGUUCGUGAUCCAGUAAAUAAUAACAAUUCAAUUAACAAUUAUUAUUUAUCGUACAGGCCAUCUUCAUCAAAUGUCCACUUUAAUACAAGUUCUUCAAAUAGUGGUCAAACAUUAAUUGGUCCUGAUGUUGGCCAACAAUAUCGUCGAUUUGUAUCCCAUAGAUCACGUAAGUCAACAAGACAACGAAGAUCUAAUUCCUUAUCGUAUAGUCGAUCGAUGGCGUCAAUUUCAUCUUCUACCUCGUGUGUCAGAUCUACAAUCAAUAACCUAUCAAAAUGUCAAUAUCGGAAGCAUUGGUCAUUUACCUUUUAUGAUUUUGAAGAUGAGCAUAACACAAUAGAGGAUGAUACAACGCUGAUCCAUUCAAUUUUUGCUGUAGUUGCAGCAAGAUUACGCGGUAAACAGAACCGUUCUAGAGCCAUUAUUAAGAAGAUAUCGGAAUAUGACAAAUUAUAUCAAGAUAAUGAUAAUAAUAACAACGUCAACAAUGCAAAAACACAGACGACCGGAAAACAGAUCCAUCAACAUAUCAAGCUAGGUCAUUGUGUUUUGAAUGAAACCCAAAAACAAUUUUUGAAAAACGAAACCACAGACAAAGAUGAACAGCAGUUAUGGCGAUUAUGCAUUAAACUUAAUCCGAAAGAUUUACCAAAAUCGUCAACACUCACUCCAGUCAAUAGUUUGCAUGAUGAUAAUACUAAUGCUGUAAAUACUACUGAAAGCACCAAUGAUUAUCAAAGCAUUCAACUAAAAAAGACGCACAUUCUUGCUACAUUGGGGAAAAAAGUUGACAAAGGUUCCUUAUGGAGUGAUAAGUCAACACUAUCGUUAUCCUCCUUAGAUGCUCGAAGAGUAAAUCGUAGAAGAAAGAAAAGAAAAACCCACAAAUAUAAACAAUAUCCACGGAAGCACUUGAUACGCCAUAAUACGAAUCAGUCUGUUCACAACAGCUAUCUAACGUGUUCUUUUUGUCAAAAGUUACAAAGUGGCUACGAAGAGGAUAAAAUUUUAUGGGAUCCUAACAAAGAAAAAGAUAGGGAUAAACACCAGUUGGAAAGGAGUAAUAUCCACUUGUCAGCCUCCAAAACAUCCCCUGGUAAUAUUGACUUGGACGAGGAAAAUGCAUUCGAACAUAAACAAAAACAUAUGCAUGGUAAAAACUUGAAGUGCUUACCUAAUCAUCACCAGUAUCAACAGAACCAACAUUGCUUACAACAGUGUUCAAUAAAAUUGAACAAUGAUAAAUUUAAACGAAACAGUUGUCAUGUAAUUCCAACCUACCAAACCAAUUACCAAAAUGAGAAAACUGAAUUUUGUUGUAGCCAGCUUACACCCUGUUUUAACUACGGUAGUAACAUGUUCAUCAAAGCGAAUUGUAGUCAUCUAAACUGUAAUUAUCAUAAACACGAUUUAAUAGAAAACAUUGGUUGUAAUCAUUUUAAAUGUAUGCCGAAGAUAACUACCACAAUUAACAACAGACAGCAUACAAUCUUCCAUUGUCAAUGUUGCUUGUAUAAAAAUAAUCAAUUGGAUCAUAAAGACAAAAGCAUAGAUCCUCACAAUUCUACACCUACUACUGAAAAAUUAUUUAUCAUAAAUACGAAGGUUAAUAAUUUUGUUAAUCAUUCAUCUGAACGUAUGUUUUGCUGUGAUCAAUGUCAUGAAUGGUUUAUUCCACUAUGGAGUCAAAUACACUGUCCAACAAAUCGAAGAUAUAUUCCAAAAGAUGAUAAUUUACCAUAUGACCAUCAGAACCAUCAACAUCAUCGUUCUUCAAGUCAACCACAAACAAAAAGUGAAAAGUUGAUUCAAAAUCACUCAUCUUCUGAAAUCAUCCAAUAUGAUGAAAAUGAAGGAAGAAAAGUCAUAAAACAAACAUAUGAGUUGGGUAAUAAUGAUGAUGAUAAUAAUAAUAACCCAAGCAAAACUCACUGUACAUAUGAGCCUGCAGUAAAUCAGAAGCAUAUUUUUACUAGAAGAAGCCAACAGUCUCACCACCACCAUCAACAACAACAACAAAAAUGUCGUACAAAAAGACGUGCGAAAUCUGUCCUACCUAUUCAUUCUACUUCAAGUGAUACAAACAAUGGUACAAAUAAUUCACCAAUGAAAUUAAGUCAUUACAAAUUACAUGCAGAUAUUAUUCAAACGGAAUUAGACAAUCAUCUUGUGAAUAGAAAUGAUUCUAGUAAAAAGUUUAUCUAUCCUUAUCCACUUGAACAAUUAACGAAUUUGAAAAAGUAUCAUAAAGUUAGGCGGCAAAAUCGUAUAUAUCUAGGACAAUUAAAUGUUCAAGAAUGGUUAGAUAAAACAGUAAAUGGCAAGUGUUCACCUUAUUAAAAAAUUUUCGUUUCUACUCAAAACUAUAUGUCCAUUGUAAUUUAAGAGUGAAUGCCAAUUUUUUUUUGACAGACCUAUUUUGAUGAAAGAAAAUUACAUUAAAACCACAUACUACU
Molecule: messenger RNA, 3998 nt
Organism: Heterobilharzia americana
Lineage: Eukaryota; Metazoa; Platyhelminthes; Trematoda; Strigeidida; Schistosomatidae
Source: the annotation of a GenBank genome assembly